Molecule: messenger RNA, 1585 nt
Organism: Cucumis sativus (cucumber)
Lineage: Eukaryota; Viridiplantae; Streptophyta; Magnoliopsida; Cucurbitales; Cucurbitaceae
Product: formamidopyrimidine-DNA glycosylase
Exons: 10
Coding region: 137-1345 (402 amino acids)
Biological process (GO): base-excision repair
Cellular component (GO): nucleus
Molecular function (GO): zinc ion binding; oxidized purine nucleobase lesion DNA N-glycosylase activity; DNA-(apurinic or apyrimidinic site) endonuclease activity
Source: RefSeq, a predicted model, not a curated record
AGACUCGUUCAUGCGUCUCGGUCAGCGCAAGCCGUAACCCAUUUGUCAGUAUCUAUCAGUUCUACUUCGUUCCUCUCAAGCACCUCAAAGAGAACAGCGCGCCAAAAGCAUCGUUCCGUGUUCCGACCACCACAACAUGCCGGAGUUACCGGAGGUGGAGGCGGCGAGGAGAGCCAUAGAAGAGCAUUGCGUCGGGAAAGUAAUCAAGAAGGCGGUAAUAGCCGACGAUACGAAGGUUAUCGACGGCGUAUCACCUUCCGAUUUUGAGGCUUCGCUCUUAGGCAAAACCAUCCUCUCCGCCCAUCGUAAGGGCAAGCACCUGUGGCUCUGUCUCGAUUCUCCUCCUUUCCCUGCAUUUCACUUCGGGAUGGCAGGUGCCAUAUAUAUUAAAGGUGUGGCUGUCACAAACUAUAAAAGGUCUAUGGUUAAUGACGAUGAUGAGUGGCCUUCUAAGUACUCUAAGUUCUUUGUUGAGCUCGAUGAUGGUGUAGACCUAUCCUUCACUGACAAAAGGCGAUUUGCAAAAGUCUCCCUGCUCGAAGAUCCGGCUUCAGUGCCCCCAAUAUCUAAGCUUGGCCCAGAUGCUCUUCUAGAGCCUAUGGCAUUGGAUGAGUUUAUUGAAUCCCUGAAGAAGAAGAAACUAGCAAUUAAGACUUUAUUGCUUGAUCAGAGUUACAUUUCGGGUAUUGGCAAUUGGGUUGCAGAUGAAGUGCUUUAUCAAGCAAGAAUUCAUCCAAAUCAAAGUGCUGCAACCCUCUCCAAAGAAAGUUGUGCAGCUUUGCAUAAGAGCAUACAGGAGGUAAUUGAAAAAGCGCUUGAAGUUGGAGCAGAUAGUAGUCGGUUCCCUAAUAAUUGGAUUUUCCAUUCACGUGAAAAGAAGCCUGGCAAGGCUUUUGUUGAUGGUAAGGAAAUCCACUUUAUCACCACAGGUGGCAGGACAUCAGCCUUUGUACCUGAGUUGCAAAAGCUUACUGGAGCUGAACCGAAAAAUCAAAACUCAAAGAGAAAAGGCAACGAUAACAAGAAAAUGAAUGAUGAGAGCGAUGGUGAACUAGUGAGCAAGACAAAGAAAACUGCCGAUAUUAAGCAGAAGCCAAAGCCUAAAGGUCGCUCUAAGAAACCUUCAAAAAGAAAAUCCAAAAGCGAGGACGAUGAUGGGUCUGACGAGGAAGCUGAAAAUGAUGAUGCUAGUGAUGAUGACAAUGGUCGCCCUGAAGGAAAGAAGAAAGUGGGAACGAAAACAAAUAUUGGACAAAGGUUUGAUGCUGCUUCUGAACCAGAUAAGUCUUUGAAGCAAACGGUUCGGAGCAGUCAAAUUGGUAGGCGGAGGAAGAAAGCAAAGUAAGUUUAUUUCCUAAGACAUCAUGUGUAGUAUUUUGUGUGUGGGGGGUUUAACUAUGAGAACAUCAAUCUAUAGAAGAACUUGCCCUUUUGUCGUUACUGUUAAUCCUACCCGUAGAUGUGGGGCAUGACUUUUGUAUCAUCCGUGCAUUUUGAAUGGAGAUGUUCAGCUCGGUUUUUCUUCUUCUAAAUGCACGGUUGUGCUCACAUCAUUUAUAUAUAUAUAUAUAUAUUGAUGUCCUCA